AUGGACGAUUUGGCUGGCCUGGACUGGUCCCAGCCCGCCAAAAAGCCAGCUACAAACUCCCCCGCAGCCCUCCCACCCUUCCGCCAGAGCCCCACGCCCCAGCUCUCCGGCCGAUCUACUCCCCUCUCUACACUCUCCGCCCAACCCUCCGGCCUAGGUGCAAGCCUCGGCGCUAGCCAGCCUUUCAAGGCGCCCUCGAAACCAGCGACCCCAGCCAACGAUAGCUUUGCGAGUCUCGUGUCCUCAAGCAAACCAAAGGACGCAACCAGCAACCUCUCGUUGCAAGAGCGACAGAGGCAGAUACAGGAGGAAAAGGCAAGGCUCGAGACAGAAAAGCGGAAGCAAUGGGAUAGUGCAUUUGGCACCGCCGACGCCCAGCAGUGGAAUACCUUGGGAAGCGGGAAGAGCACACCAGAGCCUGCCGCCAUUGCUGCUCCUCGAGUCUCAAACAACCCAUUUACGAAUUCGCGUCUGUCACAGACUAUCAACAAGCCAUUUGCAGGCCUGGACACGAGCGUGAGACGUCCCGAGGUAUCCUCUCAUGACGAAGCCGACCUACUAGCAGCCUUCAAUUCGGCCGCUCCCGUAGACCGCUCAAGCCACUUUCCCGUUCCUUCACAGGACAGCGGUCGCAGCACGCCUGCACACGGCGCAAAUGUCUCCCGAGGCCAGACACCGCUACCACAGCCCUCCUCCAGGAACAAUGCGCUCAUGGACGACGACGACGAUAUGUUUGGGCUCAAGCAAAUGGCGCAAAAGUCGACUUCACCUGCACCUCCCCCUCCAACAAACGAUGCGGAUGACGACAUAUUAGGCCUGCUGGGUAAGCCUGUCUCGGAGUUUCAGCAGAAAGAGGAGCCUAGGUCAAUGCUCAAUCAAGCGCCUCCGGAGACUAGCCAACGUUCUUCUCCAGGCCCUCAGAAUGCGCACGAUAAGGCUGUUGCUGAGCUGGUUGAUAUGGGGUUUCCGGCUGAAAAGUCUGCUAUCGCAUUGGCCACCACUGAGUCUGGCUUGGACGUCCAAGCUGCGGUAGGCUGGUUGCUCAACCAGGCACAUGCAGAGGCAAAGCAGAAGACACAGAGCCGCGACCGAUCGCGACAUGAAAACGAGGAUUUUGAAGACCGCCCGAGGCGAGCAAAUAGCAGGCCCAACGCACGAGAGUCGUCAAGAGAACCUCGCGCAGGUGGAUCUCGGCCUGCUUGGAUGCAAGACGACGGGGCACGGAGUCGAUCUGCCUCGCGUAGGCAAGACGGACACGGCCAGGAAAAGGACAUGACACAAAUGGCUUCGGAAAUCGGCAACAAUCUGUUCAAGUCUGCAAAUUCUCUCUGGAAGACGGGUCGGAAGCAAGUACAGAAGGCCAUGGCUGACUUCCAACAAGAUGGUGAUCCCAACAUGCCAAAGUGGAUGCGGGACGCCCAAGCAGCCGAAGCCAAUACUCGCUCAGGGAGACAGCAGUCCAACAUGCAAACUGCUACAGAUGAGGCAAUGAUGUUGGAAGCUGGUGGUCGACCCUCUAAAUCUUCUCGGACGAGCGAGAUGCGCCAAGAGGCUGAGCCGUUGCCAGUUCGACAAAGGAGAGAGCAGGAAGUUAGUCGAAGCGGCCACCCUGAUCGCAUGUUAUCUCAAUCACCUUCUCAACGGCAGCAACCUUCGGCAUUAGACAAGCGACCAGCCAACAGGUUGACUCGUCAAGAGGUGGAAGAACAAGGACCUCAGGCAUAUGUUAGCCCAGCACGUCGGAAAAAGGCCACACCUCAGCCAGAACCGCAAGUAGACCUCUUCUCACCGGAACCCACAGCACCAAAGCAACCCUCACGACAACCCGUAUCGCCUCAGUCCAAGAAUCCUUUCCUUCAAGCAAACCCGAAUCCAACAAAGCCAAGUCCAGCACGCACACCAACUCCACCCAGGCCCAAAGCACCUCCGCGGCAGAUUCCGCCGGUGUCAUCUUCUGCUCUCAGCUCAUCUUCAGCUGACCGGCAAAAGGGGUCAGAAGCGUUCAAGCGUGGAGACUACUCAGCUGCUCAUGCCGCCUAUUCUUCCGCGCUCAGUCCUCUUCCCCAAUCUCAUCCCGUAACUAUAGUAGUGCUUUGCAACCGUGCAAUUACCAACAUCAAGGUCGGUGAUCCAAAAGCAGCGAUUGCAGAUGCAGACGCUGCCCUGGCAAUCAUUGGAGUGUCAAAAGGCGAGGGCGAAAAGAUUGCUACAGGUGGCGUAGAAGGAGAAAAAGAUAUGAAGGAAUUCUAUGGCAAAGCACUCAUGCGCAAGGCAGAAGCUCUUGAGAGCAUGGAGAAAUGGUCAGAUGCGCAUACCGUAUGGAAAGAAGCCGUUCAAAGCGGUGUAGGCGGCGCCGUCGCAAUCUCAGGCCGUAACCGCUGUGAAAAGGCCGCGAGCGGUGGUAGCAAUGCACCUGCUGCUGCAGCAAAACGCCCACCUCCAGCUCGCAAGUCAGCUGCCCCCAGAUCAUCUGCCAUGGCCGAUCUCGGUGGCGGUCCUGCAGCUGACUCGGAAGCCGUAAAGCGCAUGAAAGCCGCUAAUGCUGCCGCGGAACGUGCAGAUGACGAAAAAUUCGCUCUUACCGAUCAAGUUGACGCCAAGCUCAUCGCAUGGAAAGGUACAAAAGCAGAUAACCUACGUGCGUUAUUGGGUAGUUUGGAUAAAGUGCUCUGGGAGGAUGCAGGAUGGAAGAAGGUCAACAUGGGUGAUUUGGUCAUGCCUAACAAGGUCAAGAUUAUCUACAUGAAGGCUAUUGCUAAGGUGCAUCCUGACAAGAUUUCUCAAGACGCGACUACAGAGCAGAAGAUGAUUAGUGCGGCGGUCUUUGCUACCCUGAAUGAAGCUUGGGAUAAGUUCAAGGCGGAUAACAAUCUGUAA
Bipolaris zeicola 26-R-13 is the source of this 2877-nucleotide messenger RNA. RefSeq lists its product as uncharacterized. Gene Ontology annotation, biological process: clathrin coat disassembly; clathrin-dependent endocytosis. Gene Ontology annotation, molecular function: clathrin binding. Gene Ontology annotation, cellular component: vesicle; intracellular membrane-bounded organelle; cytoplasm. The record is from RefSeq and is a predicted model, not a curated record. The transcript has 2 exons. The coding region runs from base 1 to 2877 and encodes 958 amino acids. NCBI's taxonomy places the organism in Eukaryota, Fungi, Ascomycota, Dothideomycetes, Pleosporales, Pleosporaceae.